This is a messenger RNA of Ooceraea biroi (clonal raider ant), 2912 nucleotides long. RefSeq lists its product as uncharacterized. Gene Ontology annotation, cellular component: plasma membrane. Gene Ontology annotation, biological process: sensory perception of smell; detection of chemical stimulus involved in sensory perception of smell. The record is from RefSeq and is a predicted model, not a curated record. Lineage: Eukaryota; Metazoa; Arthropoda; Insecta; Hymenoptera; Formicidae. Gene Ontology annotation, molecular function: olfactory receptor activity; odorant binding.
AAUGAUUGAGAAAGAAGUAUUUCUUUGCAAAUAGAUGAAUUGGUUGAUACUAUCAGAAUAUAUAUCAGAAAGAUAGUGGAACAGUCCAAGAUAAUAACAAUUCUUACACUCGUAGUCAAGAUGUAUCACCAACGUAACGGACAAUAUGUUGUAAAACGUAUACCGAGUGACGUGUUAAUGCGACUACAGUAGUUACGAAACUGUAUACGUCUGCAAACAUGUUUUGCGACGCAAAUGUAAUUUGUAGAACAAUGCAAAGCAGAAACCUAAGCUACAGCAUGUAGGAAGCUAGAUGCAGGAGUGUUUAUUUCGCUGCAUACGUUUGGUGCCUUCUACGUAAACGAUGGGGGGAAAAAUUAUGGCUAGUAAACGUACAAUCAAUCGCACGAUAGAACUGCUGCUCACCAUGUUUGGCGUCUGGCCAGGUAUAUCAUGCGUUAUAAUUUACAGAGUGUUUUGGAUAAUUACACUAGCUAUUAAUGAAUUCUUCCACUAUCGAUAUUUUGUAACUCAUUUAUCUAUCGACAAUCUUUUCGACUUGAUGGACUGUUUAAGUAGCUUCUUGGCGCACGUAAAAUUGACCGUCAAAAUUAUUAUUUUCUCGUUGAAACAGCGAACGUUUAUCGAAAUCAUAAAGUUGAUGUCGGAGGACUGGAGCGAUAGUUCUAACAGUGAUGUUGCAUUGAACAAAACUUCAAGCAAGGCAAAACUAUCGAGUCGAAUCUCUAAUGGGUUAAUUAUUCUUCAUACAAUUGCGGCUCUUGCUUAUGUCGUUGGCAUCCUUCUGGCUGAUGUAGAUGUCACCGAUCAAACGGUCGAUUUACCUCUCAUGAUGAAAAUGGAGUAUCCCUUCGUUAUAGACACUCAACGCGAGUACAGACUGGUUUUAGUUACGCAGUUCAUAUACGUGAUGGUGUGCAGUUGGGGAGCUGGCUUAUUCAACGCUUUGCUUAUAACUCUGACUUUGCAUAUAGGUGGUCAAAUAAAUAUCCUACUCUGCUGGUUGAUGGAAGUUACACCGAAAGAGAUCGAAACAAAGCGUGAAUCAAUCGUCGCCAUCAUCCGAAAACAUCAAAAAAUUAUUACUCUUUCAGAAGUUAUUGAAAAUCUUUAUUCAUACAUCGCUCUGGUGCAGUUUACAUCAAACACCGUGAUGAUUUGCUCAUUAGGGUUUAUCAUUGUAACUGCAAUAGGUAAUCCCGAUGCGUCUGAAAAGAUAAUGAGAUCUCUUCUAUUUUACGCUGUAACCAACAUCGAAGCGUUUAUAUUUUGCUUUGCUGGAGAAUAUCUGAGUAACAAGAGUAAAGCAAUUGGAAAUGCAGCGUACAAUUCUGCAUGGUACGAUAUGAAAAUUACAGAUAGACGAACUUUUCUGUUUGUAAUUUUAAGAUCGCAAAAACAACUGUCGUUUACAGCUGGCAAAAUGAUGACUCUCUCUUUAGAGGGUUUUACAAAUAUCAUGAAAGCCUCGGGAUCGUACUUGUCAGUACUGUUGUACCUGAGGGAAGGAGAGUUGACUCCUAUGCACCCCUCUUCUUGCAUUAAAGUUGCGAGGCGACCACGACAGGUGUAUUCGAGGGAUGCACAAAUUAUGACGCGUGAAAGCACAAUUAAUUGCACGUUAAAAAUAAUGCUCAUCUUGUGCGGUGUAUGGCCAGGUAGACCAUAUAUUACGAUCUGCAGAGCAUAUUGGGUCAUCGCAUUAGGAAUAGAUGAAAUCUGUCAUUUUCGGUAUCUUUUAAUGCACUUCCAGUAUAAUGAUCUUUUCGACUUGAUGGAUUGUUUUAGCAGUUUCCUAACGCAGAUAAAAUUCAUAACUAAGCUGAUUAUAUUUUGGUGGAACGAACAAAAAUUUAUGAAAAUCUUGACGAUGAUGGCAGAAGAUUGGAACGAUUGCACUGGCGAUGAUGUCAGUGCACGUGAAACGGCGUGCAAAGUUAGAUCAGCGAAUCGUAUUAUUAAUGCGAUGUUCACUCUUCACACGGUGACCAUCGUUGCAUAUAGUAUCGGCAUUUUUUUGGCUGACGUUGAUGUUACUGAUCAGCAGUCGGAACUACCUCUUCUGCUAAAAGUGGAGCUUCCUGUGAACAUACACACAAAACAUACAUAUAAGACGCUGUUAACUAUGCAAUUCGUUCAUCUCAUCAUGUCCGGUUGUGGAACUGGUUUACUAAAUUCUCUGCUUUUGGCUUUAAUACUACAUGCCGGUGGCCAAAUAAACAUCCUGCAUUCCUGGUUGAUCGAGCUUGUACCUCGAAAAGAGAAAGAAAGAGAUGAUUCUAUCGUCGUUAUGACGAAUAAAAUCAUUCAAAAGCAUCAAAAGAUCAUCAGCUUUUUGGAAUACAUUGAGGAUUUGUACACGUAUAUCGCGUUAGUGCAAUUUAUAUCAAACACGAUGCUGAUGUGCUCAUUGGGAUUCCUUAUUGUUACUGCGAUUGGCAAUCCCGACGCAACGGAACAAAUAGUAAGAUCCCUUUUAUUUUAUGCUGUAACAAAUCUCGAAGUAUUUAUCUUCUGCUACGCGGGAGAAUAUUUGAAGAACAAGACAACAGCCAUUGGAAUGGCAGCAUAUAAUUCAGCAUGGUACGAAUUAAAACCAAAACACAGUCGUCCAUUGAUAUUCAUAAUAUUAAGAGCGCAGAAGCAGUUGACGAUUACAGUUGGAAAAAUAAUGAAUCUCUCUUUAGAAUGUUUUGCAAGUAUCAUGAAAGCUUCGGGAUCGUAUUUGUCGAUAUUGUUGGCGAUGCAAUGAACAUCAUACAUUUGAAGAUGCAAUAGCCAUGAAGCCAUGUACCGAAUGCGAUCUGUAAAUAUAUCUUCACUAGUGAUAGAAUAAUAGCGCAACAUAUUUUUUAUGAUUAUAUUCUGUAACGAUAAUAACUUGUACAAAAAUAUACAAAACUAAACUGUUG